GCAGGUGAAUUCUUUACCCACUGAGCCACCUGGGAAGCCUGGGAAAAAUUAUAGGUUAGAGUGGAAUUGUUAGUGGUGGUUAGUCUGUAAUGUAGCAAAUUAGUCAUUGUUUUAUAUGUUACAAGUAGUCUAGAUAAAGGAAGUUAUGCUCCUAAUAUGUUUAAUUCCUAAUAUCUUCGUUCUGCUUUUUUGCAGUCAUUUUCCUUUGCCUGCCCUAUGUGUUAGUCCUUCUCAAUUGUGUCCGACUCUUUGCAACCCCAUGGACUGUAGCCCACCAGGCUCCUCUGUCCGUGGGAUUCUCCAGGCAAGGAUACUGGAGCAGUUCCUUUCUCCUGCCCUAUGCCUACAUUUAAAAAGGGACUAAAUGGGAAAGGGACAAGUAGAAGAUGAUGAUGGUCGUUAACAUUUGGAGAGCACUUACUGCAUGGCGAAGACUGUUUUCAUUCAGCCCCUAAAGAAAUAACAGUGUCUAAGGGACAAGAAGAGAAACCUGAUAGCCUAGUUAAAUAUUUCAGUGUUGUUUGGUGUAAAGCUUCAAAGAAAAAACACAAAAAGUGGGAAGGUGAUGCUGUUCUUAUUGUAAAAGGAAAGUCAUUUACCUUAAAGGAUUUGGAGGGCAAAGACAUUGGAAGAGGCACUGGAUAUAAAUUGAAAGAGCUUGAAAAGAUUGAAGAGGGUCAAACAAUGAUGAUUGGUGGAAAAGAAAUAGAAGUCAUGGGUAUCAUCUCUCCAGAUGAUUUCAACAGUGGAAGAUGUUUUCAGUUUGGAGGAGGAUGUUCUGCUGUCUUAAGUUCUUCUCAAGCUGCCAAGAAGUGUUUCUCUAACCCUUUCAAAAGUGUCUGUAAACUCAGUUCAAAGGAAAAUAAACAGAACAGUUUCCAAAAUUGCAAACCACGCCAUGACCCAUAUGCACCAGCCCCCUACCUGCCAGGAAUUCACCUCGAAAAUGAGAGUUUCUUUUGGUUGCUCAGAAACCUGGGAAGAUCCACAGAAAACCUUCCUCCAGAUUCCCUUGUUAUGCUCCGACCAGAUAAGAAUCACCAGUGGCUGUUCAAUAAGACCUGUUUUCCUGUUGUGGAUGUAGUGAUAGAUCCUCACCUUGUAUAUUACCUUCGACCACAUCAGAAAGAAGGGGUCAUAUUCCUUUAUGAAUGUGUGAUGGGAAUGAGGGUGAAUGGCAGAUGUGGAGCUAUUCUUGCCGAUGAAAUGGGUUUAGGGAAAACACUGCAAUGUAUUUCGCUUAUCUGGACCCUACAGUGUCAGGGACCCUACGGAGGCAAGCCAAUAAUAAAGAAGACACUUAUUGUCACACCUGGAAGCUUGGUGAAUAAUUGGAGGAAAGAAUUCCAAAAAUGGCUAGGAAUUGAAAGGAUCAAGAUAUUUACUGUUGAUCAGGACCACAAAGUAGAAGAAUUCACCAAAUCUCCAUUUUAUUCUGUUCUUAUCAUCAGUUAUGAAAUGUUACUUCGUUCCCUGGAUCAAAUUAAGACUGUAAAAUUUGAUCUUCUAAUUUGUGAUGAAGGGCAUCGUUUGAAGAACAGUGCCAUUAAGACAACUACAGCCCUCAUUAGCCUCUCUUGUGAGAAAAGGAUAAUUUUAACUGGUACUCCAGUUCAGAAUGAUCUCCAAGAAUUUUUUACAUUAAUUGAUUUUGUAAAUCCAGGAAUAUUAGGCUCUUUGUCAGCUUAUAGAAAAAUAUAUGAAGAACCCAUUAUUAUAUCAAGACAACCUUCUGCUUCUGAGGAAGAAAGGAAGUUAGGAGAGCAAAGAGCAGCUGAACUUACUUGCCUCACUGGACUCUUCAUCCUUAGAAGAACCCAAGAAGUCAUAAAUAAAUAUCUCCCUCCUAAAAUAGAGAAUGUAGUCUUUUGCCGACCAGGAGCCCUACAGAUUGAACUUUAUAGACAACUGUUAAAUUCUCAGGCCGUCAGAUUCUGUCUUCAAGGAUUGUUGGAAAAUACUUCUCAUCUAAUAUGUAUUGGAGCUCUUAAAAAACUGUGCAAUCACCCCUGCCUUUUGUUUGGCUCAAUAAAGGAAAAAGAAAGCAACUCAACUUGGGAUGAGAGUGAAGAAAGAAAUCUCUAUGAAGGCUUGAUGAAUGUGUUCCCUGCUGAUUACAACCCGAUCAUGUUUACUGAGGAAGAGUCUGGAAAACUGCAGGUGCUGUCAAAGCUCUUAGCCGUUAUCCGCGAACUUCGUCCUGCUGAAAAAGUUGUGUUGGUAUCCAACUAUACACGAACCUUGGAUAUUUUACAAGAAGUCUGCAAGCGUCAUGGAUAUACUUAUACAAGACUUGAUGGACAGACCCCAAUCUCUCAAAGGCAGAAAAUUGUUGAUGGCUUUAAUAGUAAAUACUCUUCUGAUUUUAUUUUUUUGUUAAGUUCAAAAGCUGGUGGUGUGGGGCUUAACCUUAUUGGAGGAUCUCACUUAAUCCUCUAUGACAUUGAUUGGAAUCCAGCUACUGAUAUCCAGGCAAUGUCUAGAGUGUGGAGAGAUGGUCAGAAGCACCCUGUACAUAUUUACAGACUCCUAACCACAGGCACAAUAGAGGAAAAGAUCUAUCAAAGACAGAUCAGUAAACAAGGUCUUUCUGGGGCAGUUGUAGACCUAGCCAAGACAUCUGAUCAUAUUCAGUUUUCAGUGGAAGAACUUAAAAACUUGUUUACAUUGCAUGAAAGUUCACAUUGCGUUACUCAUGACCUGCUUGACUGUGAAUGUACAGGAGAAAAUCAUACAGGUGAUUCAUUGGAAAAAUUCCCUGUGUCUAGAAGUUGUCAGCUUGGUCCACAUCACCAGAAGUCUGACUCCCUGAAACCUCUCUCCAUGUCACAGCUGAAACAGUGGAAACAUUUUCCUGGAGAUCAUUUAAAUCUUACAGAUCCUUUUCUUGAAAGAAUAAGAGAAAAUGUAUCAUUCUUUUUUCAAAAUAUAACCAAUCAAACUAUUGCUAUAUAAUGAAAUAUUACUUUAUGACAUUGUUGUGCUUCCCCCUUUAAAAAGUUAAUCUAGUAAGUAAAUGUACUUUUGGAAAACAAAUGGAAUUAUUUUAAUUAUAAUAAUGUAUUUUGUUGCACACUAUAUUAUAGUUUUGAUACGGUAGUCAAAACUGACUUGUUUAAGGUUUUGUAUAUGUUCCUAAAUAUUGACACAUUAAAGACAUACUUCUGUCAUC
This is a messenger RNA of Cervus elaphus (red deer), 3172 nucleotides long. RefSeq names its product RAD54 homolog B (gene RAD54B). Gene Ontology annotation, biological process: reciprocal meiotic recombination; double-strand break repair via homologous recombination. The transcript is spliced from 14 exons. Gene Ontology annotation, cellular component: nucleus. Gene Ontology annotation, molecular function: DNA translocase activity; ATP binding; ATP-dependent chromatin remodeler activity. The coding region runs from base 685 to 2955 and encodes 756 amino acids. The record is from RefSeq and is a predicted model, not a curated record. Lineage: Eukaryota; Metazoa; Chordata; Mammalia; Artiodactyla; Cervidae.